AUGGCGUUGCAGCCGGAAAUCGACGACAACAUCGAGGACAUCCUGCUCCGCCUCCCGUCGCCGGCCUCCCUCGCUCGAGCCGCGCUCGCGUCACGCCGCUGGCGCGGCAUCGCCUCAAGCCCCCGCUUCCUCCGGCGCUUCCGCGAGCUCCACCCCUGGUCGUCCGUCCUCGGCCUCUUCGUCACCCACGCGGACCUCGACCAGCUCCCCAUCUUCCACCCCGCGGCCGCCGUCCGGUCCGACGCAGACCUCGCGGCUGCGGCGCGCAGGGCCGACUUCCUGCUCACCCGCCUCGAGCACGAUCCGGCGUGGCGCCUCCGGGACUUCCGCAACGGCCGCCUCCUCCUCUGCAGAGGCGACUCCCUCUCCGUCUACGACCCCGUCUCCGUCUCCCACCGCCACGUCGCCGUGCCCCGUCCACGAAACGAAGCCCUCCCCGAGCCAGAGUACAUAUCGGACUGCUUGCUCGACCUCGACGGCCAUGGAGAUGGAGAAUGUGGCGCGCCGUGCUUCCGCGUGGUCACCGUGCAGCGGGAGCGAGACGGCCAAAGGAUGCGAGCCAUGGAGUACGGCUCCCGUGCGGCAGGGUGGCGCGUCCACCCGUGGGUGGACCGCAUGCGGCGGCCGAUGCACGCUGCCGCGGCCGGGCUCAUCUUUUGGAAAUAUGACAUGAAUUCCUCGCUCUUGCUCGACACCAGCACCAUGGCGUUCUCAAUUGUCCCGCUCCCAGUUCCACGUACACGAGUAUACGCCAUUGGAGACACCGAUGCCGGUGCGUGUUGCCUUUUGAAUAUCGUCGGCGCGACCAUGUUGCAAGUGUGGCUGCUCAAGAAGAAGAACGGCGUCGGCGGUGGGCGUGCGUGGGAGUUGGAGAAGCAAAGCCAAAUAGGCGAACUUGCCAACUUGAACCGGAGGUUUUCCGUCCAUAUGGUGUCUGCCGGACUAGCAAUUGUUUACUGUGUGAGUAGCAAGUAUUCUCAUAUCGUCAUUGAUCUCAAGGACCUGAGCCUCAAGGACAAGUUUCGAUGUCAUCGUUGCAUGGCUUUCCCUUUCCAAAUGCCAUGGCCACCUGCUGGGUUGGUGGCUACUCCUACGUGUGAGAGAUCAACACCUCAACCCUAUGCUUGCAAAGAAACUGAUUAUCGAAUUGAGCUGAUAAUACCACCAUUUGGCACUAGCAACUGUCGUGAUAGACUGAAUCUUUUGUUACCGAUUGAAUUAUACAACUGA
Triticum aestivum (bread wheat) is the source of this 1230-nucleotide messenger RNA. RefSeq lists its product as uncharacterized. The coding region runs from base 1 to 1230 and encodes 409 amino acids. Gene Ontology annotation, molecular function: protein binding. The transcript is spliced from 5 exons. NCBI's taxonomy places the organism in Eukaryota, Viridiplantae, Streptophyta, Magnoliopsida, Poales, Poaceae. The record is from RefSeq and is a predicted model, not a curated record.